AUGUCUCUUGACACGCUCUUUUUGGGCCCCAAUAUGAACUACCCAGUACGCCUCGCAUCCGUUGGCUUUUUGCAGAAUCUAAAUACUUUCGAAAGAAAAAGUAUUUCCACCCUAGCCAUCGCCGACAUAAUACGCUUCCGUGCCAACCAUUUUUGGACUGGUGUAGGGUCUUGUAUUGACGGAAUGGCUGGCCUCAAAAAUAUACUCAUCGCACACAGUGUGGCCAACCCUGUCUUCAACCGUUACCAGACGAUCAUGGAUAGGCCCCAGGGUUAUGCAGUGGAGCAGAAGGCGGUCCUUUGUCGCUUAUGGAACUCUAUUGCUGAUGGGAUCAGCUCUACUAAGUUAUACGAGGAGUAUCCUAAAGAGAUUUUCAAAGGUGUAAAUCCCGCAGAACUUGAACUGCAGCUGGAAAUAGUUCAUGGACAGGCUUUGACUGAUCGAAAUUGGAUCGCCCAGAAAACAAGGAGCGUCUGGGUUUAUUAUGGAGACUUGGAUUCUCGACAAAAACAUUGA
Molecule: messenger RNA, 516 nt
Organism: Mollisia scopiformis
Lineage: Eukaryota; Fungi; Ascomycota; Leotiomycetes; Helotiales; Mollisiaceae
Exons: 1
Coding region: 1-516 (171 amino acids)
Source: RefSeq, a predicted model, not a curated record